Messenger RNA from Lineus longissimus, 899 nucleotides. RefSeq lists its product as uncharacterized. The transcript is spliced from 2 exons. The coding region runs from base 94 to 732 and encodes 212 amino acids. The record is from RefSeq and is a predicted model, not a curated record. NCBI's taxonomy places the organism in Eukaryota, Metazoa, Nemertea, Pilidiophora, Heteronemertea, Lineidae.
UCAAAGCCUCCUAGAUCGGCAUCUAUUGCUCAGCAGAAAAAGAUCACAUCACCCUCAACAUCUCGUUUACCACUGUCAACCCAUGGGUCAAGAAUGACCAUACCGGUGACAACUCGCCCAUCAAUAUCUAACCAAGGACCGAGGAUGCAAACGGCUACUAUAUCUCGUGCACCGACAUCGACCUUAAGACCCGGGAUCACCACAGCCUUGAUCCAUUCGUCGGUAUCUGCCAAACGACCGAGGAUGCCAACGGCUACUAUAUCUCGUGCACCGACAUCAACCUUAAGACCCGGGAUCACCACAGCCUUGAUCCAUUCGUCGGUAUCUGCCAAACGACCGAGGAUGCCAACGGCUACUCGACCUGAGGCACCGGCGUCGACCUCGGCAGCAGACAUAAUAGAAGCUACAUCAGAUGAUGGUGCAGAUGAGUCCGCCUUCACCCAAGGCAACCAGUCCCCACACUGCGACUCCAAUGGUGAUGGAGAAGCCUCAUUCAGUUCCUCACAUCACUCGGAAGAGGAUGCGUCUGCAACUCCUGCUACCGCCCGCAGGUCCGUACCUUACAGCAAGGUGCUUCAGCUGGAAGAGAAGAAACUAAAGCUGGAAAUGGACAAAAUUAAGCAAGAGCGUGAAAAGCUGAGGGAGGAGAGGCGACUCAUAAUGCUUCAAAAAGAAGUAAUGGUACUCAAGAAGAGAAAGUUAGAAAUGGAAAUAGAACAACUAAGUCAAUAGACUUUAUAAUUAAUCAUUAACUAUAAGGAUGACGGACUGAUUGGUGUUCUUACUUUGACAAACAAAGUGGCAGAUGAAAUAUAACCUUGUCAUCGGAAUGUAUCAUUGAUAUGAAAGGCGUGGUCUAAUCCAUUUGUACGCAUUGAUGAUAAAUAAUGAUUUUGUUU